UGUCCUUCUCCUGUAUAAAAACUCCGGGGCAGGUCAGAUCGUGCACACAGCACCGUAAAUCAAUGCCACCUCCUCCCAGUGCAUCUGGAAGAGCCAGAGAGGAUGGGACUGUUUCAGUGCCUGGUCCUCUUCUCCCUCUACAGCGCUGCAGCUGCUUCCGAGGACUGGUGCUACCCAUCCCAGAAGUGUCUUAACCCAGGAUGUAAAGAGCCCCGCAGGUGGGUGGAUUUGUACCCAGGCUGCGGAGGGAAGAAGCAGUCCCCCAUCAACAUUGUCACCAACAAAGUGGAAAUCGACUGGAACCUCCAGCCAUUUGAGUUCGUCAGCUACCAAGACAAGCAGCCAACGAACUGGAACAUAACCAACACCGGCCAUUCAGUCCAAGUGAACCUGGAUAGCUCUGCCAAGAUCACAGCAGGGAGCCUCGGGGGUCAGUACAAGGCGGUCCAGCUUCACUUCCACUGGGGCCGGGGGACCAACAAAAGCUAUGACAUGGAGCCCGGAUCGGAGCACACCAUUGACGGAGAGCGAUAUGCCAUGGAGCUUCACAUCGUCCACAUAAAGGAGGAAUACCCAAAUAUAACAGAAGCCAUCCCAAAGAACGGAGUGGCAGUGCUGGGAUUCUUUGUAGAGAUUGGCGAGGAGAACAAGAAUUAUAUUCCUUUAAUUUCAAAGUUAAAAGCGGUUCCCUCCCCGGGAGAUGAAGACCAGAUGACACCUUUGCCCCUGUCUUCUCUCAUCCCUCCAAAGGAGCAGCUUGACAAAUACUAUCGAUACACCGGCUCUCUGACGACCCCUGGCUGCAAUGAGGAUGUCAUCUGGACCUUAUUUGAGGAGCCCAUUAAACUUGGCUUGGCACAGGUACAAGAAUUCUGGAUGAAGCUCUACUUUAACCAGACCGCCAGCUUGCCAAUGGAGGAUAACUUUCGGCCGGCUCAGCCCCUGGGUGACCGAACGGUCUACAAGUCAGACUCAAUUGCCCUCGUAUCUCCAGCAAAGACGUUGCUGCUGCUCCCGGCAGCCACCUACCUCUUGCUUUCUUGUACGCAAUGAAGAAGUCGAUUUCCCCAAGGCACCAGUCUUGAAAAUAGAUGGCAGGACGCCUGCCCAUACACUUACAGACACGCUUGAGAAUGGAAGUCUUCUCUAG
Gekko japonicus is the source of this 1150-nucleotide messenger RNA. RefSeq names its product carbonic anhydrase 4-like. Gene Ontology annotation, molecular function: zinc ion binding; carbonate dehydratase activity. The transcript has 8 exons. Gene Ontology annotation, cellular component: plasma membrane. Bases 103 to 1053 code for a protein of 316 amino acids. Lineage: Eukaryota; Metazoa; Chordata; Lepidosauria; Squamata; Gekkonidae. The record is from RefSeq and is a predicted model, not a curated record.